AUGUCGCGUCAAGUCGACGUGAAUAUUAAUAAACUACUUGAAGGAUUAGGCCUCGACGGAGAAGAUAAUGACUUCUGCGACUUUUCAAUCGCUGACCAGAACUCGGUCGCAGAAUCUCAAGGUAUAACACCUACAACUCCGUCUAAUUUUAAACCCGUUCUUGGGAGUAACGUUACUUACGUGGUGGCGUGCGUCAUACUUAAUGAGAAAAAUGAGAUUCUCAUGAUGCAGGAGGCGAAAGAGAGUUGUGCAGGUAAGUGGUAUCUGCCCGCGGGACGUAUGGAGAAAGACGAAACAAUCGUUCAAGCUGCCACAAGGGAAGUAUUAGAAGAAACCGGUCUAAAUUGCAAACCGGAAACAUUAUUAGUCGUAGAAACUGCGGGCGGUACGUGGUACAGAUUUGUUCUCACAGGAAAAGUAACCGGUGGUGAGCUAAAAACUCCAGCAAAAGCAGACAGUGAAUCAUUACAAGCAAAAUGGAUAGCAAAUUUAGAUGAAAUUUCAUUAAGAGCUAAUGAUAUACUUCAUUUAAUUGAGCGCGCCAAAAUGUACAAACAGAGUCGUCCUGGUGACUCAUGGCAUAAAACCAUCCUUCCUGCGUUAACUCCACACAGUAAAGAUCUGUUGAGACUUAUUGUUCUUAUAAAGAAGAAAAGUACAAAUAGAAUGCAUGUGUUAUUGAGCGAGAAAAGUGCAAUGCAUUUCCCUACAUGUGAGAUUAAUCCUGCUAAGAGUGUGCAUUCAACAUUAAGGAGAUUCAUGGUUGAAAUGUUUGGAGCUGAUGUGGCUCAGCAUAGGCCAUUAGGCCUUUUCAAUGUAGAAGCUGAUCCCUCAGCUCAUGGGUGCUGUUUAACACUAUUAGUUGUAUUUCGACCAGCCUUAGAAGAAGUGCCACUUAUUGGUAAAUGUGUGUGGCAUGAGUUGUCACAAGAUAUUGAGAAAAGUCUUGCAUCAAUUGUAUCAAGAAAAAAUUCAACAAUUGAACUGCAUGUGGUGCGUUAA
This is a messenger RNA of Leptosia nina, 1002 nucleotides long. The record is from the annotation of a GenBank genome assembly. NCBI's taxonomy places the organism in Eukaryota, Metazoa, Arthropoda, Insecta, Lepidoptera, Pieridae.